Molecule: messenger RNA, 2079 nt
Organism: Necator americanus (New World hookworm)
Lineage: Eukaryota; Metazoa; Nematoda; Chromadorea; Rhabditida; Ancylostomatidae
Exons: 22
Coding region: 1-2079 (692 amino acids)
Biological process (GO): double-strand break repair via homologous recombination; resolution of meiotic recombination intermediates
Cellular component (GO): nuclear body; RecQ family helicase-topoisomerase III complex
Molecular function (GO): nucleotide binding
Source: RefSeq, a predicted model, not a curated record
AUGGUGCAAUCCUUGCUGGGACCACCCAUCGCUCAAGUUUGCGACGGCCUCGACCUGGUCCCAACUGCUGCUUCUACCGCGCUGUUCCGAGCGCGUACGCAAAUGUACCACAACUAUAAUCGUGGUUCAUGUCGUUUUGACCCGACUAUAGAUUAUAUGGUCGACAGUCUAUCAUUUAUUUUCGACUUUUUUGCCGAACGUCACAUUGCACUGAAGGAGGAGUGGCUCGUCGACGUCACCACUUUCUUGUUGUCCACCUUCGAAGCCGAACAAAGUCUACCUCGUAUUGCUGGUUUGGUAUUCGAGCAGUGGAAAUAUUCGGAUUUGAAAGAGUCCUCCUAUCCUACUUUUAGUCAACUUAACCUUGACAGUGCAGAUGUCAAAUUCUCUUUCAAUCAUCCUCUUGUACUGCAGAUCAAUUCCAUUGUGGAUAUCGGAGCACCAUUUCAUUUCCAGUUCACCGCUUUAGUUUCUGAGUUUAUUGAUGAUACUGGAUUCGAUCCCUUACCUGAGAUGGAGCAAGAGCGUUAUUCGAAUGUUUUGGCGGCAAGUCAGCGUCGCAUGCUUUUGCUAACACUAAGUGAUGGUGAAAGUGACUUCAGAGCCAUAGAGUACAAGUCGAUAAAGCAACUUUCGCUACUUCUUAAGCCAGGAUGUAAGGUUCUUCUCAUUCCUCCCGUUCGGUGCAGGAAAGGAAUACUUUUUCUCAAACCUGAAAACAUUCAGAUUAUAGGUGGUGACGUCGAGUCAUUAUUUGAAACGGGCCGACCACUUCAGAUCAUUACAAAGAAGAUGAACGAGAUCAGCCCUGAUUUCGAAGUCAAAAAGAAGAAGCAGACUAAGCCACACAUCCAUUCGUCAAAUUCUGCUCAACGCGAUUCGAACUCGAGUUCAGAGAAGCCUUGUGGUGGUGCCAACAUGCCUAAAGUGAGUUCAAAAGAAGCUUCAAACUUGUUGGAGGGAACCAUGGCUCUUGACGUCGCAGAUAACAGAUUAUUUCUCAGUGACACCAUGCAUAACGAGCAUCAAUGUACUCGACCGAAACCGGUCGCUCAGGUUUCCCCAAUGUAUCCGACCUCUCGUCGUGCUUCGCUGGAAUCAAAAAAGUCCUUUUCUGAUUCUGAUGAUAAACAUCCAACGAAAGCGAGGUCUGGUGCUGGAAAUAAGUCGACUUCUGCAAUUGAAAUCAAGGAUACGAAGACGACCGCUGUCUCUCCAGCACCAUCUGUUUGUAAUCCUGAUUCUCUCAUCUCUGUGAAGGGAUCCUCCGCCAUUACCGAACGGAGCAGUGGAGAUCGAGAUUAUCUUCAAACGCAAUCCUCAUCGGCGAUGAAGCGAAGCAAGGAAAACAAAUUGAAGAGUUUGUUGACGAAGAAGUUUACCCCUGAAAUCGUCAAAUUGGAAGACAGUGAUAGUGAAUGUCAAGUCGUCGGCACUUCAUCUCCCGUGACUACACCACCAGCAUACGCAACUCAGAUAUUACCACAAACAUCUCAGGCUGCUGAGGAUGCUUUGAUUGCUAAAUUCCGUGCGUUGAACGUUGUACGACUUGCAGAAGCUUGCAGGCUUAUGCGUUUUACAGUUGGUUCAUGUCGCAAAAUUGUUCAGGGAAUAGUUGUGGAUAUUGUAGGCUCUUUACGGAUAGUUGAUGGAAUGUGGACUAUGAAGGUUACUGUGCAAGACGAAUCGAUUGAUAAACUGAUGUGCCUUGUUGAUAAUCGAUUGCUCACAUCGCUUAUCGGUUUAACACCUAAAGAAGCAAUGGAAAUUCGUUCAUCUAGCGACAUUGGCCGACGACAAGAUGGUCAGCGUAGGCUCGCUGCUGUGGAAGCACAAUUGAAACGACUGGAUCUACUACACUUGUACAAGCUCUUGAUGUACUGUAGUACAAUAGUGGAUCUCGUGUCGCCUAUGAUACUUUUCAGUCAUUUCUUAGCUCAUAGUUUGCAUACUGUAGACAGUUUGUACCGGCACUUCCACGGCGUCUGGCCGGCUUAUAGUUCAAAUCUACCCUGGAACAAUUUCGUCUGGGAGGGAACUGCUCUGAUUUCACAUCAUGCGAUUGAGCGUAAUAAAUAA